AUGUUCCGACGAAAGUGGUCAGGUCUGCCAGCAGAUCCUGACUUUCACGUUGACCUGUCUAAGCUUGGCUACUUUAUCAAUGAAGAUGACGAAGUCCGCGCCAUCGAUAACCCGGAUAACUACUUCCACUUCUUCUUCAACCGCAAUACCCGAUGGAAUGAGCGUCAGCGCUAUGCUAUGAACCAGGCCCUACAAUAUGUGAUUUGGGAGCGUCUAGAGAAACUAGGUCUGAAGAAAGAGUUAUUGCCCUUGGGUACUUUCGACACAAGCAAGCCACACGUUCCUAUCUUCGUCAGUGGUGACAUUGCUACCAAGUCGCGUGUCGUUGUUAUCUUCGGCGAGACUGUACAGGACCUUGGUGUGCUUGCGCAUCGCAUCAUUGGUGGCCGCGGUGGUAUAAACAAAGGCUCUAUGAUAUCUAUUGUCUCUGCUCUCCAGAAACAAUGCUCCUCGCCCUCCAACUCGACCCCUCCAGGAAUCAUCCUUGCCAAUAUGGGCGAGCUAAUUUGGUAUCCAGAGGGGAAGCGUACCCUCAGUCGCAGCGCUUUUGCUGCAGCACCAAUGCAGAGUGCUGUACACUAUACCAACGUAGUUGAAAAGGGCAACAUGGUCGAGAAGAACUCGACCGCGAGAAUGCACGUUGGCCAUAUCUUCCAGGAGGUGAUCCCACACUUCACCAAGGAUAAUUCCAAAAUCGACAUCAUAACACUGGGUGGCAGUGCUGACUAUGUUGAGGAGUUCUUGGACUUACCCCUUAUGUGGAAUACCUGGAAGAACCGCAUCAACUGCCUUGCAAUUGUUGGUGGUUUGUAUCCGGUUUGGGAUUUGAAGAACGACGAAUUCGUGAACGUGUUCUUGAGAAAUAAAGCUCGUGCAUACAUAACCUCCGUUGAGCCAGUUGGUAUGGUUAUUUCAGGCCCCGAAGGUAACCCAAAGACUACGACUUUCACGCAGAUGGGCUGUCCUGUCUUCAGCAGUGGGGAGCCAAAUUACACAGAGACGGCGCUUAUUACCGGCUCGGAGGUUAUCCUCGACUGGCUGCAGGAAGUGGCUAUGACACCGGAGGGCGAGGAUUACACCAACCCAUACUUUCACGUUGAUUUUGCCGACCCUGUAUUCGAUACCGACGAGCCCGAUUGGAGCUCAUGGCAGAAUGAAGAGAUAGUUGGUCAGAAGGAUGAGCAUGGUAAGAUGUGUAACGAACAGGUCCACGACGAAACGAGCAACCCACAGGGCGAGAAGCCAAGCCUUGUUAUGUUGCAACAUGAUGAGUAUAAUGAGCAGACCAAGAAGGAAAACGUGAAGACCGGACAGGCUGAGGAUACGAACUAG
Daldinia decipiens is the source of this 1332-nucleotide messenger RNA. Its product is annotated as Arb2 domain-containing protein. The coding region runs from base 1 to 1332 and encodes 443 amino acids. Gene Ontology annotation, molecular function: siRNA binding. Gene Ontology annotation, biological process: regulatory ncRNA-mediated heterochromatin formation. NCBI's taxonomy places the organism in Eukaryota, Fungi, Ascomycota, Sordariomycetes, Xylariales, Hypoxylaceae. The record is from RefSeq and is a predicted model, not a curated record. Gene Ontology annotation, cellular component: nucleus. The transcript has 4 exons.